ACCCACACGUCAUUCUCAUCGUCUCUAACCACAUAUUUGCGAUUAUUCAAAUAAUCGCUUCUGAUUAUAAAGCUACCGUCACAAGGAAAAGCGAUUAUUCGCUAUUCACGUUUCAAGCUUCCGUCAUCGUUCAGAGAGGUUUUCUCCGGUUCCUUCAUCGAAGGCACCAAGAUUCCAUUUCAUCACCAAACCCUAACCCGUUGCUGUUGCUUCUCGCGGUUUCUGAUUCGAGUAUUCUACAAUGGCGGUGUAUUAUAAAUUUAAGAGUGCAAAAGAUUAUAAUUCAAUUCCAAUGGAUGGUCCUUUCAUAUCUGUUGGUACAUUGAAACAAAGUAUAUUUGUAUCCAAGCAUUUAGGAAGGGGUACUGAUUUUGACCUUCUGGUCACCAACGCUCAGACCAAUGAAGAAUAUCAUGAUGAAGAAAUGUUGAUUCCUAAAAAUACGUCAGUGUUAAUUCGACGGGUUCCAGGACGGCCAUGUUUACCGAUUGUUACUGAAAAAAAACAAGAGUUUGAAAAUAAGGUUGUGGAAACUGAACCUGAGAAUAGUACCUUACCGGCAGAUUAUACAUCUUCCAUGCAAUAUCCUGAAAAUUUGGAUUGGGAUGAAUUUGGCAAUGAUUUAUAUUCAAUACCUGAUCAACUGCCCGUUCAAUCAAGCACCAUGAUUCCAGAUGCUCCUCUAACUAGCAAAGCUGACGAAGACAGUAAGAUUAAGGCCUUGAUUGAUACUCCUGCACUGGAUUGGCAACAACAAGGUUCAGACUUUGGCGCUGGUAGAGGUUUUCGAAGGGGUGCAGUUGGUGGAAGGAUUGGGGGUGGACGUGGUUUUGGGUUGGAGCGGAAAACACCUCCAGAAGGCUAUGUAUGUCACAGAUGCAAGGUGUCUGGACAUUUCAUUCAGCAUUGCCCUACAAAUGGUGAUUCCACUUUUGACAUCAAAAAAGUCAGGCAGCCUACUGGUAUUCCUAGAUCUAUGCUGAUGGUAAAUCCACAAGGUUCCUAUGCUCUACAAAAUGGUUCAGUAGCUGUUUUGAAGCCAAAUGAGGCUGCGUUCGAUAAAGAAAUGGAAGGGUUGUCAUCUACACGUUCAGUUGGUGAUCUACCACCUGAGCUCCACUGCCCCUUGUGCAAUAAUGUCAUGAAAGAUGCUGUAUUGACAAGCAAGUGUUGUUUUAAAAGCUUCUGUGACAAAUGUAUUAGGAACUAUAUUAUGUCCAAGUCUGCAUGCGUAUGUCUUGCAACAAAUAUUCUAGCAGAUGAUCUUUUACCAAAUAAGACGCUUAGAGAUGCCAUCCAUCGCAUAUUGGAGUCUGGCAAUAGCAGUACUGAAAAUGCAGGGAGCACUUAUCAAGUUCAAGAUAUGUUGUCUUCUCGUUGCCCACAGCCCAAGAUACCAUCUCCAACUUCAUCUGCAACCUCCAAGGGAGAACCAAAGGUUUCACAAGUUAAUGAAGGAAUGGCAAAUAUACAGGAAAUAGUUGCCGAGAGAAAGGAGGUCUCUGCUACACAGCAGGUAUCAGAGCAAGUAAAGAUCCCUAGAGCUGCAGUUGUAUCUGAAGUUACUCAUGAGUCUAUGAGUGUAAAGGAACCGGAACCAGCCUCCCAAGGGAGUGCUAAACUGGUUGAGGAAGAAGUGCAGCAAAAGUUGGUCCCCACCGACGGAGGAAAGAAGAAGAAAAAGAAGAAAGUCCGUAUGCCUGCAAAUGAUUUACAAUGGAAUAGCUAUAUGAUGCAACCGAUAGGCCUGCCGCCUCCUAGCUAUAAUUCAUACUGGAAUGGCAUGCAACGUUGUUUGGAUGGAUAUAUGGGACCAUAUGCUGCUCCAAUGACAAUGAUGGGUUAUGGUCUAGGCCCCUUUGACAUGCCAUUUGCAGGUGGUCUGCCUCAAGACCCAUUUGGCAUGCAUGGUUACGUGAUGCCUGUUCAUCCACCUCAUAGGGAUUUUGCUGAGUUCAAUAUAGGAAUGAAUGUCCCACCUCCUGUUAUGAAUAUGAAUAGAGAGCCUGUUAUGAAUAAGAAUAGAGAGGAUUUUGAAGCUCGAAAUGCUAUUCUGAAGAAGCAGGAAAAUGAGAGACGGGUUGAAAGGGACUUAUCCAAAGAUCGAGAAUUUGGUAGAGAUGUGAGUAGUGUUGGAGAUGUUUCUUCGUCGAAACCAAAAGCAAAGUCAAACCCGCCGUCAUCAAAUGGCUAUCAUCAUCAACACCACCGUCAUCAGGAAGAAGAGCCACCACGCCAACGCAAACUAAAAUCCGAUCGCGACUACGACUCGCAUGAGCGGCACCACCACCACAACAACCACCGAUCAGAAUCAUCUGAACCAACAGUAGACCGGAAGCAGAAAAGCAGCAUCUUCUCUCGCAUGAGCUUCCCGUCCGAAGAUGAAGCUGCCAUUACUAAAAAGAGAAAGAACGAUGCUUCUUCUUCAUCUCCCGCAACAUCAAACGGUUAUUACGAAGUGAGAAGAAAUAACGACGAUUUUGAUGAUUGCGAAGGCAGCGACGAUGAUGAUCGACAUUUCAAAAGGAGACGGUCGAGGUAUGAGUCGGUCGAUAGGAGAGAGAGGCAGCGACGAUAAUUUUAUUUGAUUUGAUGGCAUAAUUCAAUUAUUUUGCCAAUGUAAUUUGUUUUUUUUUUAUACAAUCGACAUUGUAAUUUUAUGUUUGUUCAAUUCAAUGAAAGUCUACUUUUUUAAUUCAAA
Messenger RNA from Medicago truncatula (barrel medic), 2701 nucleotides. Its product is annotated as E3 ubiquitin ligase PQT3-like. Gene Ontology annotation, biological process: protein ubiquitination; mRNA processing; ubiquitin-dependent protein catabolic process. Gene Ontology annotation, cellular component: nucleus. Lineage: Eukaryota; Viridiplantae; Streptophyta; Magnoliopsida; Fabales; Fabaceae. The transcript is spliced from 16 exons. The record is from RefSeq and is a predicted model, not a curated record. Bases 242 to 2578 code for a protein of 778 amino acids. Gene Ontology annotation, molecular function: zinc ion binding; ubiquitin protein ligase activity; nucleic acid binding.